AUGUCCGCACCGCUGGCUGCCGGCCGCCAUGAUGUCGGCCCUCGGCCCGCCAACGCCCGCUGCGCCUCGGCCCCCGCGCCGGGCCUCAGCACGCCGCUGCUCCCGCUGCGGCGCGCGCGCUCGGCGGUGCUGACGCAGGAGCUGGUCGCGGGCGGCACGAGCCCCGCGGACGCGGCCGCCCAGGAGGCGGAGUUCGUGGCGCAGGGGCGUGGGUGCACGGUCGUCGCCGCGGGCGCGGCGAUGGCCAGCCCUCUGCUGCGGGAUUUCGCCGCAGCGAUCUUCGCCGUCGGCCUCGGCGCGACGGACGGCCUGUCUCUCGGGUCCAUCGCGUUCCCUCAUUCGGCGGAGCACCCGAACACGGAGUACCGCUCUCUCGGCAUGAGCAUGGGCUUGCUCUCGAUGGUCGUUUCGAACGUGGCAGGUUGCUUCACGUCCCAGUUUCCGCACGCCGUUGGGGGCGCCGUGCUGCCAGUGGUUCCGAUUAUGGCUUCGUAUUUUAACAGGCUUGGCCCUGAACAGUGUGCGACUGUGAUGUUCGCGAUGCCGCUUAUGACGACCAUCUGUGGCUUGCUGACUAUCGCCAUCGGGCAUAUCGGCGUCUUAGACAUAGUGAAGUCUUGCCCCUUCGUUGUAUUCGGUGGCUUCAUCGCUGGUACCGGUGCACAACUUCUGGAGUACGCACUGAAUUUGCUUUGUUCCGAUUUCGUACGUUUCACAGACGCUGCGAGCUGGAGAGCGAUGCUCACCUGGCGGUUCUGGCGCCUCGUUGGACCCAGCGCCGUGUUGGCAUCCGUGGUGUUCCUCCUGCCGCGGCACGUGACGGCGCGGGACACUAGUUUUUUACUUCCGCAAGCCCUCAUCACGAUGGCUGCAGUCUUCUACCUUGUUCUCUUCGUUAGCCACACGACAAUUGAAAGCGCGCGCUCGCAGGAAUACCUCUUUGACCAUGAGGUCCCGACGAGCUUGAAUUUUUACCGUAUCUGGACGAUGCAGGAUUUUGCGUCAGUGCGCUACGACCAGCUCUGCAGCCAGGAGUUUUGUAUUACGACGCUGCAGGUCUUUCUCAUGAGUCUGCUCACAACGACGCAGAACAUUUGCGGCACCGCAGAGGCUACAAGUUUCCACGUUGACAUAAACACCGAGAUUCGAUCCGCUGGAGUGCAGAGUGUGUGUUGCGGCAUGCUCGGCAGCAUGCCAGGUAACAUCGUGAUGUCGUUUUCUGUCACCGCCCACAAGAUGGGCGCGCGCUCGAAGCGCUUCUCCGCGAUGCUCGCUUCGAGCUCCAUCGCUUUCUUUGUAUUCGGAGAUUUCGUGAUCGCUUUCCUCCCGAGGAUGGUGCCAGGCUGUAUGCUGUUUUGGCUUGGCCUCGUCCUCGUUGUGUAUUGGCUCUGGGACGGUGUCGGACACGUCUCGGCGGCAGAGCACGCAGUCGUCUUCGUGAUGAUUGCUACCGAUCUUAUCAUGGGCCCAGGUGUGAUGAUGUUGCUUGGCCUCGCUCUGACCCUGGUGAUCACCCUGAAGCGCCUGAUGGCAAUACGCCCCAUCACGAGCGAGUACACCGUGCGAGACGUGCGCUCCGACGUGCUGCGCACCGGGGUCAGCUCGGACAUCCUCAAGACCUGCGGGGACCAGGCCGUCGUCCUGCACUUCGCCCGCGGGUACUUCUCCUUCAUCAACGCGGCCCACAUGAUCCACCGCGUCCAGGAGCUGGCCGCGGAGAGAGGCAUGGCGAUGCUCGUGCUGAACUUCCAGGGUGUCCUUGGCGUCGACUCGACGGCCCUCAAGGCGCUGCAGGAGCUGCUCGCCAUCGCCGCACACUGGAAGUUCCACGUCUGCCUCUGCAGCGCCGAGCCAGCGGUGACGCAGGCCGUGGUGCGCUUCGGGCUGCCGUGCGCCAGCCGCACCCCGGGCCUCGCGGGGGAGCUCGCGGAGGCGCCAGCAAGUGGCGGGACCCUGAUCCUGGUCGACGCGUGCGACGAGGACGGGCGUCACGUCCCUGCGCUCACACUCGCACUGGAGCUGGCAGAGGAGUUCGUCAUCGCGAGGAACCCCCUCGUCCACCGCUCGAGCGACCGCGCGUGCUGCACGUGCGUCAGGAACAUCAGCUUCCGCGACGCGUGGACGUACGUCACAGGGAGCGGCGUGAGGGCGGACCUCCCGGCGUUGCCGCUGCUAGUGGACAUCCACUGCUGGCUGCACGGUUACUACAGCGAGUACGGCGGGAAGGCUGCUUCCAUCUUGCCGUCGCUCGCGGAGCUGUUCGUGGUCGAAGAGUAUGGCCGCGGCGAUGCCAUCUACGCAUUCGACCCGGCGGUGUGGCCGAGGUGGCGCGUCGGAGACGCCGGGAGCGCAGCGGAGUCGCCCGCGCCGCCCCUCGUCUGGCUGCUCGGCGGCGAGGUGGAGCAUGUCUGGUACGGGCCAGAGCACGAGGAAGCGGAGCAUUCCGAAGAAGACAGAAAGGCAUAA
Messenger RNA from Prorocentrum cordatum, 2466 nucleotides. Lineage: Eukaryota; Dinophyceae; Prorocentrales; Prorocentraceae. The record is from the annotation of a GenBank genome assembly.